UGUUCAUCACACUUCUGGUGGUUAUUUUAAACCGCAAGCAUAACAGUUACUCUGCACUAAAAAACUAAAAUCCAUUUCGAAAAAGUUCAAUUUCAAAUAAGUAAAAAAUCAAAUCACAAUCAUGGUUGUUGCAGUGAAAGUUUUCAAAAAAACUACUCCAAAUGGAAAACUUACAUUCUACUUGGGAAAACGUGAUUUCAUCGACCAUUUGGAUUAUUGUGAUCCAAUUGACGGUGUUGUUGUUGUCGAACCCGAAUAUUUGAGAGGAAGAAAAGUGUUUGGUGAGUUGAUCACUACAUACCGAUACGGUCGUGAAGAAGAUGAGGUGAUGGGAGUGAAAUUUUCCAAGGAAUUAUGCUUGCAACGUGAACAAAUUGUUCCAAUGAUUAAUCAACAAAUGGAAAUGACACCAAUGCAAGAACGUUUAGUUAAGAAACUCGGAAAAAGUGCAUUUCCUUUUACUUUCCAAUUCCCAAGCGUUUCACCUAGUUCAGUUACGUUACAAGCUGGUGAAGAUGAUGAGGGAAAACCAUUGGGUGUGGACUACACAAUUCGAGCUUAUGUGGGACAAAAUGAGGAAGACAAAGGCCAUAAACGCAGUCAAGUCAGCUUGACUGUGAAAAAAUUACAAUUUGCUCCAGCGUCUCGUGGUCGCCGUCUUCCAAGCUCUCUGGUUAGCAAAGGAUUUACAUUCUCACAGGGCAAAAUCAAUUUAGAAGUUACACUUGAUCGUGAAAUUUACUACCAUGGAGAAAAGGUAGCAGCUACAGUUGUCAUAACAAACAACUCAAGAAAAACUGUUAAAAAUAUCAAGUGCUAUAUCGUGCAGCACUGUGAGGUGACAAUGGUUAAUGCUCAAUUCAGUAAACACGUGGCUUCAAUGGAAACUCGUGAAGGUUGUCCAAUUACUCCAGGCGCUAGUUUUACUAAGCAAUUUUAUUUGGUUCCACUUGCAUCUAGCAACAAGGAUCGUCGAGGUAUUGCUUUGGAUGGACAUCUGAAAGAUGAAGAUGCCAAUUUGGCAUCUUCAACUUUAAUUACUGAUGGAAAAACUUCAUCUGAUGCAAUGGGAAUUGUAAUUUCAUACUCGGUUCGAGUUAAAGUUAACUGUGGCACUUUAGGUGGAGAAUUAGUGACUGAUGUUCCAUUUAAAUUGAUGCACCCUGCACCAGGCACUGUUGAACGUGAACGCGUUAAUGCAAUGAAAAAGAUGAAAUCGAUUGAAAGGCAUCGAUAUGAAAACAGCCAUUAUGCUGAUGACGAUGACAAUAUUGUUUUUGAAGAUUUCGCUCGUCUUCGAAUGAAUGAACCAGAGUAAAUCGAUUCAAUAACCGAAUGUUUGAAUAAAACAAAAAUGUCAAAAAAAUGAAGAAAAAAAGAAAAAAAAAAACAGUAACUAAAAAGAAAUGGGGGUCAAGAGAUAGUCAGAACUUGAACUGGAUUUUCAUUUCAGUACCGCGAUUCAGUUGACUUUUUCACUAUCAAUUAAAUGACACUCACCACCAGAAGUGAUAUUAAUAAAAACAAUACGAACGAAUUAUUGGAUUCUGUUUUCCAACGAGAAUUCAGAAUUCAAUUAAAAAGCAUUAAAGAAAAACAAAAAAAAAAUCAUUCUUCCAAUGACCUAUGCCUUUACACUAUAACACUCAUUGUAAAUUGUAAUUAUUUGUUCUAGUUUUUUCCAAAUGUAUCCAUCCACCCCAUUCCAAUAAAGAGAGUUCUCGAAA
This is a messenger RNA of Contarinia nasturtii (swede midge), 1727 nucleotides long. It is a transcript of the gene Arr2, whose product is annotated as arrestin homolog. Gene Ontology annotation, molecular function: G protein-coupled receptor binding. NCBI's taxonomy places the organism in Eukaryota, Metazoa, Arthropoda, Insecta, Diptera, Cecidomyiidae. Gene Ontology annotation, cellular component: cytoplasm. The transcript has 6 exons. The record is from RefSeq and is a predicted model, not a curated record. Bases 122 to 1318 code for a protein of 398 amino acids. Gene Ontology annotation, biological process: G protein-coupled receptor internalization; signal transduction.